CAAGGGGUCAAGUUUCUUGGCUUUCAGAUUUUUCAAGAAAAGCAGCAUAAAGGCGGGAAAAGGUCAGAAGUCGAGGCAUAGGUCAUUUUAUUACAUGCAGCCUCUUGUUGGUUUCAUCAAAAUGGCGUCAAGACUGGGAAACGUACUUCGCUCUGGAGCACUUCUUCAAGCCUUCAGGAGAAGCUUCCAUGCUUCUUCGUGUUUGUUAAAAGAAAAUCCAUGGGAACUUGGAAAAUUAAAUCAUGUUGCCAUUGCUGUUCCUGAUAUGGAAAAAGCCUGCAAACUUUAUAAAGAUGCAUUUAAAGCCAACGUCAGUGAGAAAGUUCCUCAGCCUGAACAUGGGGUCUACACUGUAUUUGUUGAACUUGGAAACACAAAAAUUGAGCUUUUAUCGGUGUAUGGAGAGAACAGCCCGAUUGCAGGCUUUUUUAAGAAGAAUCCAGCAGGCGGAAUUCAUCAUAUUUGCAUUGAGGUUGAUGAUGUAAGACAAGCAAUGGAAUCCAUGAAAGAAAACAACAUCAGAGUCUUGGAUAAAGAGCCAAAGAUUGGUGCACAUGGAAAGCCUGUCGUGUUUUUGCACCCAAAAGAUUGUGGUGGAGUUUUGAUAGAACUUGAAGAAAGUUGAAUGAUGAAAAGUUGAAGACAAUGCUUUGACUUUGCUGAUUUACAAAUAGAAAUUUGAUUCUUCACAAAAAUCCCUUUUGAAAUGCUAGCUAAUGUAUCACAUUUAUGCAGAUGCUCUUUUUACGCCAUCCAAUUAUCUAAUCCACUUGUUUAUGAAUGUUGUCCCCUGAUUGAUACUUUUUUCAUACCUCUUAUACUCUUUUACCCUUUAUACUACUUCUAACAGCUCUUUUCUUAAAUGAAUCUUUUUCUGCUAUACUUUAUGCAGCCUUGUCGAUCAAAUAUGUACAGUAAAAUUAAGUAAGACAUGUUGCAUCGAAGUCCGUGUUAAUUCAACUUAUCGAUACCUAGACAUGUUUAUGUACUUACCAAAAGGUUGACUUUGCCAAAUAAAAAUGCUUGUAAAGGUGUAUUGAAUAUCUGGAAGAGACGAGGAAAACCGAUUCAUGAUUAGGUUGUUAGAUUUUACAUUUCUAGCUUGAGAACUAAUAAAAGACUAAACAAAUGAGGAAGUUCAUUUACUUAUCUUGCCAUCCCAGUUUACCUGUAUAAAAAGCUUCUCAUUGAAGAACGAAACCUCUAUUUUAUCUAAUAUCCGUGCAUAAACAUUUGCUAGACAGAAUAUUUAUAAUUAUGUUACUGCUUUAAUGCUUGCCUGUGCUUGCUUACAAUAAUACUUGAUGAUAACUUAUUAAAGUCUUUUUACAACCUGCUUUCGUUUUUUACAAACCUUAAGUGCUUUUAUAUUGAAAUGCUUCUACUCA
Messenger RNA from Rhopilema esculentum, 1388 nucleotides. RefSeq lists its product as uncharacterized. Gene Ontology annotation, biological process: L-methylmalonyl-CoA metabolic process. Lineage: Eukaryota; Metazoa; Cnidaria; Scyphozoa; Rhizostomeae; Rhizostomatidae. Gene Ontology annotation, cellular component: mitochondrion. The record is from RefSeq and is a predicted model, not a curated record. Gene Ontology annotation, molecular function: methylmalonyl-CoA epimerase activity.